CUUUUCCGGUCUCUCUUCUUGCCGCUUACCGUGAGUGUCCCUUGGGUGGCUGUCGGGGCUCCGGCGGGCAAUCCGGGGUCAUCCACGACUGGGUGCCGGCCGCGCGCUCGCUUGCGUCCCCUCGUAACCAUGCCUCGCAAAAUUGAGGAAAUCAAGGACUUUCUGCUCACGGCCCGGCGAAAGGAUGCCAAGUCCGUGAAGAUCAAGAAAAAUAAGGACAACGUGAAGUUCAAAGUCCGAUGUAGCAGAUACCUUUACACUUUGGUCAUCACAGACAAGGAGAAGGCAGAGAAGCUGAAGCAGUCGCUGCCCCCAGGUUUGGCAGUAAAGGAGCUGAAAUGAACUCGGCACACUGAUUUGAACUCUAUUAAAAUUUUAAAAAUUCGUAAAA
Molecule: messenger RNA, 391 nt
Organism: Suricata suricatta (meerkat)
Lineage: Eukaryota; Metazoa; Chordata; Mammalia; Carnivora; Herpestidae
Gene: RPL38
Product: ribosomal protein L38
Exons: 5
Coding region: 130-342 (70 amino acids)
Biological process (GO): translation; protein-RNA complex assembly
Cellular component (GO): cytosolic large ribosomal subunit; ribosome
Molecular function (GO): structural constituent of ribosome
Source: RefSeq, a predicted model, not a curated record